Molecule: messenger RNA, 1535 nt
Organism: Penaeus chinensis
Lineage: Eukaryota; Metazoa; Arthropoda; Malacostraca; Decapoda; Penaeidae
Exons: 4
Coding region: 135-1064 (309 amino acids)
Biological process (GO): positive regulation of DNA-templated transcription
Cellular component (GO): nuclear body
Source: RefSeq, a predicted model, not a curated record
UAGGAGCACGUGAAAGCGCGAGAUCCGGCGAGAAAUCCCGAGAGAUGAACGAACGGGUCCUCGCCAUCACUGUUUUGAAAUCUCCAACGAGAACAUAAACAAAUUUCCGGACUUUCGCGGACCCUCCAGCCAGCAUGGAAGAAGCGGAGAAGAACGGAGAGGUAGAGGUGUAUCAGACCUUCGAAUUAUCCGACGGAGCUCGCACUGUCACCAUUUUGGCUUCGAAGGAGGAGGAAGAACGGAUAAGCAGAGAUCAGGCCUAUGCUACACAGAGGUUCCUCUCAGCUGUGGGUGAAUACCAUGUUGAGGAAGGAGAAGAAGACUUCAACCACAAUGCUACCUUACUCUUAGUUGAAUGCAUCCGUGAUAGAUUUGACAAGUUCACGUCAUGCAGGCAGGAAAGAAAUCAAGUAUACAGGGAGAUCCAAGAAGAGUUUAGAUCAUAUGGGUAUAACUUAUCAAUUGAAAAAAUACGGAGCAAGUGGAAUAAUCUCGUUACAACAUACAAGAGAAUCAAAGAGCGGCACAAGGCAGGGCUUGCAGGAAAAAGAGUUUGGGACUAUUUCCAGCCCUUAGAUGAGCUCCUCAGCCCUACUUACGAAGCCUCAGGACCAGCUGGAUUGUCACUCCUCACCGGAAAGUUGGAGAAGAACGAGCAACAAUCAUCUGGCUCAAACAAUUUCCAAAAAAUCUCUUUGUCUCCAGAACCCUCCUUUUCACCUCCACUUGCCUGCUCACCUGUGACACACACAACAAUCUCAAUUCCCUCUACAUCUAGUACACAAGAACUGAAAAGGAAGCAUUCAGACACAAUGCUGGGUCAAGAACAGAUUGCAGACCGAGGGGAAAAGAGACAGGAGAUGAUGGAGCAAUAUUUUCACCAAAUGAAAGAGAAGGAAGUUAAAGAAGAUGAAUAUAAAAGGAGAAAAGAGAAGAGGGACAGGAUGAAAGUGAGAGCUUUACAAAAAAUAGGAAAAGAAUUAGAAAUAAUUGCCAAAACUCAACUAGAUCUUUUAAAGAAACAAGACCUUAUUCUUGAAGUAUUACAAAAAGGUAGUAAGUGAUGUUUAUUUAUGCAGUAAACAUUUCAUUUAAAAAUAUUUUUUAUAACAUGGAAAAUGUUAUACAAAAGUGCCAAAGCCUAUAUAUUGGUUAAUAGUGGAAGUAUUUUCGUGAAAAAUAUAUUCUGAUAUUUUGUAAACAGAAAACUCAAUAAUUUUCGUGAUGCUGCAGCUACAAGUUUAACCACUCAAUGUUAUAAUAAUAAGUAUAAUUUAUAAAUAUAAUUCACUUUUAAAAUAUUAAAUACUAUCAAAUACAUUAUUAAUAAUAUAACUCAAUUUGCUUUUAUCAUUAUUAUGACAGAUGAAAUAUAUAUAGACAAGAAAAGUAUUCCAGAUCAGUUACAAUAAUGCAGUUAUUUACACCUCUACAUUUUACAGAAGUAAUAAUAAUUUUGUUUUUGAUAUACUACCAUUAUUUUCUGUGCCCAAAGAUCAUUUGAAUUUAUGUUGAAUAAAUCUCUAUUGUCUUGA